AUGGUUCAUAGUAUUUCACCAUUAAAAAUCAAUCCAAGUUCAUUAUUUCAAAUACGUCUCGAACAAGACACGCUGACCAUGCGCGGGUCACCCUCAGAAUCUGUCGGCUGCGUACUAAGAGGUCAACUAGUUCUUGCGCUAAACGAACCCAUAAAGGUUCGUGAAAUUCGAAUGAUUUUUCGAGGAAAAUCCAAAGUCAAUUGGAUUGAUGGCGUUGGUGCGGGCCAAUCAUAUCACUCUGAAGAACGUAUAUUCUAUCAACACGAAUGGACUUUUCUUCCCGCAAAAAAGAAUUAUCACAUUCUAAGUCCAAAAAAUUAUUGCUGGGACUUCGAACUAAUUCUGCCGGGUAUUUUACCAGAAACCGUGGAAGGAUGUGAAAAUGGAUACGUACAUUACAAAUUGAAAGCGGUUGCAGAACGACACAAAUUCGCGCUUAACCUCAACACACAACGUGCUGUGCAUAUCUUACGAUGCCCAUUACCCACCUCGCUUGAUUGCACCCAGAGCCUUGUAAUUGCAAACACAUGGAGCGAUAAAGUCGAAUACGAGAUUGUAGUCGCGUCACGCGCAUAUACGUUUGGCGAAAAAAUUCCUAUCGAUAUAACACUGAAACCGUUACAAAAACAUUUGGCGGUGAAAAAAUUCACGUGUUCACUCAAAGAGUAUACAACGUAUCAUGUUGGUCAGCAUACAAAAAAGUCAAAUCGAAUAAUUCGAAUAGGACGUGAUGAUAAAUUUCCGAGCAAGGGUGACUUGUGGACCACCACUGAACUGUUACAAAUUCCGACGUCGAGUCCUUUUUGCCAGUACGAUACGCAGAAUGAAAUUAUUCGCGUGAGGCAUAAAUUGAAAUUCACAAUACAAUUUAUUAACGAGGAAACAAAGCAUCUUUCGGAAUUACGCGCGUCAAUGUCAAUUAUUAUUACACCGAUAAAUGGCGACGCAAUGUUUUUGCCUGCUUAUGAUGAACAUUAUCUUGGCGCAGAAAUGCGUGAUUGCAAUUCUAUACUUCCACCUAUUUCAAGAGAUAUACUUUCUUCCUCUGAUAAUUCAUCGACCUUGUCGGGAUCCUCCGGAUCAUCAACAGAACAUAAAUUUCCAGAGUUUGAUGAUCUGGAACUUAUGAAAUUACCGACUUAUCGUAGUAUCACUGCUUUAAUACCAGCCCCUGUUUAUGAUUCCCUACCUCCAACAUAUGAUGCAUGUAUUGGAACUCAUUAA
Ambispora leptoticha is the source of this 1224-nucleotide messenger RNA. Lineage: Eukaryota; Fungi; Glomeromycota; Glomeromycetes; Archaeosporales; Ambisporaceae. The record is from the annotation of a GenBank genome assembly.